UUUGUUUUCAUUGAGCACACUCUCCUUUUCUGAAUGCUUUGUACAAUAGAAACGUGUGUGAAUGUCUUUGGCACUGUGAGAAAUAUUUUUUGUGCCGGAGUGAGGUUGCUCCUCCCUCCUACAGAUAUGAGACAUAAAACCCACUGAUCUCCUUUUCCCAGCCUCUUUCUGUGUAUGAAGAAGCUCAACAGUUGUUGCUUACUGAAAAUUCACCCCAUGUCCUCCCGCCAUUGAUUUUACAUUUUCAAGCUUCUUGGAUUGGUUUUUUUAUUUUUAUUUUUUUAUAUUAAUUAUUCAAAUGCCUCCUCUGCCACUGGAUUCACCUGCAGUUGUUAUUUAAGCUCCCCUUUGCUGUAUUUGGGUUGAACACAUGGCUUGGAUCAGUGUAAAUCUCAGUAAUGCCUCAUCGGACAGCGCACUAUUUGCUGAUGAUCUUCGAGAUGAGCGUUUGGCUCAGGUGGAAAUAGCUCUUCUCGCCAUCAUCUUCAUCAUUGCGGGGAUCCUAAACUUUGGGCUCUUGCUGAUGCUGUGCAGGCGCAGGAAGCCGCUCUCCAGGAUGCGCGUCUUCGUUUUCCACCUAUGCGUCGCUGACUUAGUGGUCACAUUUUUCCAAGUCUGCCCCCAACUCAUUUGGGACAUCACCGACAGAUUCAUUGGUCCAGAUAUACUGUGCCGGGCGGUGAAGUACCUGCAGGUGGUCGGGAUGUUCGCCUCCACUUACAUGAUCGUGGUGAUGACUAUAGAUCGAUAUCAAGCCAUCUGUAACCCCAUGGUAACUUUCCAGAGGCGCACGGCGCGCUGGAACGGUCCGGUGUGCGCCGCCUGGUGCGUCUCUCUCCUCUGCAGCCUCCCGCAGGUCUUCAUCUUCUCUCGAGUCCAGAUCGCUCCCGGUGUGUACGAUUGUUGGGCGCAGUUCAUCGAGCCGUGGGGACAGAGAGCCUACGUUACAUGGACGACUUUAGUGAUAUUCGUCCUGCCAAUUCUCACCGUGAUCGUGUGCCAGGUGCGCAUCUGCCGCGCCGUACAAAUAAACUUCCACAUGAAGAUGCACAACGUCGGGGAAGCGGCCAGCAAACCUUCGUCCUCCAGGGCCAGCAGCGUGGCAGGAGUGUCGAAGGCCAGAGUGAAGACGGUGAAGAUGACCGUUUUCAUCGUGCUCGCCUACAUCAUCUGCUGGACGCCUUUCUUCACCGUGCAGCUCUGGUCUGUCUGGGACGUCGAGGCGCCCACUCAGAGUGCAACCUUCACCAUCUUGAUGCUGCUUGCCAGUUUAAACAGCUGUGUGAACCCCUGCAUCUACAUGUUCUUUAGUGGAAAGCUGCCCAAAAGACUGGUGAGCCUGAUUUGUGUAGGUCAGCCUGAGCUGAAGGAGUCCAUGCAGGAAGAGGCCACUGUGGUUAGCUCCAUGUACAUCAGCCUCAAGAGCCUAUCGGACUGCAGAUGAAAGCCCUGGUGAUGUCAGCUAUGAUCACACACUUAUUUCACCUCAUGCCUUCCUGUUGUACAUUGGGUGAAAACAAUGUUUCUUCAUGAUAAAGGCUGAAAGUCUUCUAAUAAGUGUGAAGGAAAACAUCCCAGCAGUAAAGUGUUCCCACUGCACAGAUGAUCACUGUAUACAGUACUUUCACAUAGAAAGUAUAGAUGUCCUGAGUGCCAGACACGCUAUCUAGCAUGUUACAUUUAGAGUGAUACAGAUGCUCUAAAAAACAAACCAUUCCUUUCGAUCUGGUUCGCCACUUUAAGUCAAACUGAAAUAUAUCUUCAAAUAUAGGAUGAAUCCACUAAAAUGACA
Messenger RNA from Archocentrus centrarchus (flier cichlid), 1792 nucleotides. It is a transcript of the gene avpr2b.1, whose product is annotated as arginine vasopressin receptor 2b, tandem duplicate, 1. Gene Ontology annotation, biological process: positive regulation of vasoconstriction; regulation of systemic arterial blood pressure by vasopressin; G protein-coupled receptor signaling pathway. Gene Ontology annotation, cellular component: plasma membrane. Gene Ontology annotation, molecular function: peptide binding; vasopressin receptor activity. The record is from RefSeq and is a predicted model, not a curated record. Lineage: Eukaryota; Metazoa; Chordata; Actinopteri; Cichliformes; Cichlidae. Bases 371 to 1444 code for a protein of 357 amino acids. The transcript has 2 exons.